UCGGUCGGUGCACUCGCUAGUAACUGAAGCAGGACAGUAGUUUACUCUGCAAACAGUGAAUUGCUCAGUGUUUACGAACAUUCACCUCGUUGUUUUCAACAGAGAGCCGUUGUUUUCGUGUGUAAAUUGAGCUCCUUGAUAGGAGAGAUACCGCAGUUCCUCAGACAGGAUGGUCUGCUUUGUUACAUAUUAGAAGCGGAUUGAUCACAGGAUUGCCUUUUUUAUUUCUUCUGAAUGUGCUGCUGACUGUUGACAGAAUGAAAUCUGAUACACCAUACGAAAAGAUGGUUGACGUGGAGCUGAGCAGAGCAGAAGGACAUCACAGCUCACAAAAGUAUUACAGGUGUCUGAUCAUCCUCACAUGUAUAACCACAGUCUUGUUGAUCCUCCUGUCACUCCAAACGUUGCUUGUUCCAAUGGCCAAAUCCUCCUCCUCCUCCUCCUCCUCCUCCUCCAAAUCACCUGUACAGCAGGAGCGUGUGCUAAUCAGAGAAACAUGCACGGACCCCUGCAGGAUUGUUUUAGUGGAGAGCAUCCCAGAGGAUGUGGUGUUUAACUCCUCUGUCACUCACCAGUCCAUUUAUGAUGCCUGGCUGAACCUCAUAUCUGCUACUCAGUCCAGUCUGGACAUCGCCUCCUUCUACUGGACUCUGACCAACGCUGACACACAAACACAAGAGCCCACUGCUUAUCAGGGGCAGCAGAUUCUGAAGAAAUUAGGGAAGCUCUCAAGCAAAGCGUAUGUUCGAAUUGCUGUCGAUAAACCAGCAGAAAAAAAAACUAUGGAGGACAUUAACUUCCUGAGCUCUCACGGAGCUGAUGUGCGAAUGGUGAACAUGCGAGAGCUCACAACAGGUGUGCUGCAUACCAAGUUCUGGAUCGUGGAUAAGAAGCACAUUUAUAUAGGAAGUGCAAACAUGGACUGGAGGUCACUAACACAGGUAAAGGAGUUGGGCGCAGUUGUGUAUGACUGCAGUUGUCUUGCUGAGGAUCUUGGCAAGAUCUUUGAGGCUUACUGGUACCUGAAUCAGACCAAGACCGUUCCUUCACACUGGCCCAACAAAUACUCCACCCUGUAUAAUAAGGACACACCAAUGCAGCUGUCACUCAACGGGACCAGUGCCAGCGUCUAUCUAUCAAGCUCUCCUCCUUCACUGUGUGCUGAAGGCCGGACUCCCGAUCUUCAGUCUAUCGUCAGUGUGAUCGCUGACGCUCAGCAGUUUGUCUACAUUGCUGUGAUGAACUAUCUACCCACUAUGGAGUUCUCUAAACACAAAAGGUACUGGAUGGAUAUUGACACUGAGCUGCGACGUGUUGCUUAUGAGCGCAGGGUUCGUGUGCGUCUGCUGAUCAGUUGCUGGAACAGCACCAAACCAAUCAUGUUCCCUUUCCUGCGCUCCCUCGCUUCCUUAAAGGACACAAACGAGCUGGACAUUCAAGUGAAAAUCUUCACAGUGCCUUCAGACGCUCAGCAGAAAAAAAUCCCCUUCGCCAGAGUGAACCAUAACAAGUACAUGGUCACAGAUCAAGUUGCAUACAUAGGCACCUCUAACUGGUCCGGGGACUACUUUAUGAACACGGCCGGCUCUGCAUUAGUGGUGAACCAGACUUUAGCUUCAGCAAGUCCGACAGUGCAGGAGCAGCUGCAGGCCGUUUUCGAGAGAGACUGGGAGUCUUCAUACAGCACAGACAUCAACCACAGAUCCAACCAUAAAGACAUCUGCUAGACCAGACGCGGCCUGCAGGAGGAGCUGGAGAGACUGAAACAGAGACUGUGUAAACCUUUUGCUCCAUUUUUAGGACACUAAAUACUUCACAUGUUGCCAUGAACUACUUUUACGCUCCAAAAAAAGGAGUUUUAAUUGCAUUAAACAUGAGGAGAGAGUUAAAAGGGAUAGUUCACCCAAAAACUUAAAUUCCGUCAUCAUUUACUCUUCUGUUGAACACCAAAGAAGACGUUUUGAAAAAUGAUGAAAACCGGUAACCAUUGACUUCCAUAGUAGGAAAGACAAAUACUAUGGAAGUCAAUGGUUACAGGUUUUCAGUUUUCUUCAAAAUAUCUUCUUUUGUAUUCAACAGAGUAAAAAAAAACACUCAAGGGUGUGUAAAUAGUCAGUAAAGGUUCAUUUUCUAUCCCUCUGCAGAACUUUUCCUCCCCAAUAAGAGUCUCUCACCUCAGACUAUAAAUACUUUUGCAUACAUUUUGCACAAAACGUCUUUUUAACUAACAUGCAAUACCUCUGCCUUCCUGUUGAUUAUUUUUAACAUCUGUUGAACUUAAAGCGUCUCAGGAGGAAUCAUUUUAUUAUUGAUCUACAACAAUGGUCUCAAACUCAAUUCCUGGCUCUGCAUAGUUUAGCUCCAACCACCUUCAACUCACACCUGCUUAAUAGUCCAGAGUAGUCCUGAACACCUUGAUUAGUUGGAUCAGCUGUGUUUGAUUAGGGCUGGAGCAAAACUAUGCAGAGCUGCAGCCCUCCAGGAAUCAAGUUUGAGACCUAUGAUCUACAAUAUUGUUCAUAACUUUCUACAGUGAUUUAUUAAUUACCAUCUCGUUCAGUUGAAGGCAAAAUUAUUAGCUCUUCUGUGAAUAUUAUGAUACUUAACAGAGCAAGACAUUUUCAUAGUAUUAUACUAUGACCAGUGGUGUAGUCGGGGCUAUACGCAUGUAUACUCAGUAUGCCUACUUUUUUCCACUAGCUGUUUGGGUAUUACGACUUCUGAGGAUCAAUAAUUGCAUAUACCCUCGGUAUACUCACUUGUUUUGCUGAUUAGACUUGCCGAAUUUACGUAUAUUUGCAUCCCUUAACUGUAUACCAAAUGAUUUUUUUAACUCUCAUCUUAAUUUGUUGCAAUUGGUGCGUUUUUGUUUAUAUUUUGCGCCAUUCCCCGCCCCCUGAUGACCACAGCAGCUGUGAGAAAAUUUCGUGAGUUUUUCAAAGUCAACUGAAUGAUGUCUCGCUGAAACGUUCAGGUAAAAUUAUCAAACAGCAUUGGCGGGUUGGGUGGGUAAUAGUACACCACUUUUUUUUUUUAGGACUACACCACUGACUAUGACUAUUUCUUCUGGAGAAUAUUUGAUUUCUUUUAGUUUAUCUGGAAUGUAAGCUGUUUACAUUUUUAAAAAUAUAAUUUAAGGUCAAUAUUAAUAGCCCCCUUAAGGUGUUUUUAUUUUUAGAUUGGUUAGAGCAGUGUUUCUCAACCACGUUCUUGGAGCACCACCAGCUCUGCACAUUUCCAUGUCUCCUUAACCAAACAGACCAGGGUAGAGUUGCACCAGCUGUUUGUAAGUUCUUUCUUAAUCUAGCUCUUUCUUAAACGUGAAGUCCACAUUAGGGGCUUAGUAACUACUAGCUAGUUUGUAACUAAAUUUGUUCUCACUUCUGUUGCACCACAUGUUCUUGAGGCAAACUAGUUAGUAAGUCGUAAGCUCUCCGUAAAGUCAUGCGUAUAGUCGCAUUGAAUGAUGUAACAUCCAAUAAAAACAUUUAAAUUGUUAAACUGCUUUGAAAUUCUGCAACUAAUGCAUCUAUAUAUAACUUUCCUGUGAAAAUUUAAUUAUAAAUCACAUUUUAAAGCACAUUAAAGCAGGGAGAAGAACUCCGUCAUGAAGAAAUUCUCGUUUUAAUUGAUGCAAUGAACACAAAACACUCCUUGAAACAAAAUUCAACUCUUUCAUAAACCGAAAAAAUGUGAGAUUUGGGAGGAUAUUAAGGCUGUGAGUAGAGGGAGAUCAUUCUUCAUUAUGAUCGCGAGCUCCUCAGUGUAAACUAGGUGUAGAGUUAUGUUUAAACUAAGGUCAGUGGUGCAACACCAAAAAAUUUAGUAGUGUGUAAGCUGGAACUUUGUCACAACUAGGCUACGUUUUAACUUGCGCACUGCUAGUGUAACUGGACCCUGAUUCAGAUCAUCAGCUUAUUAGCAGAGACUGAAAGACCUGAAAUAGGUGAAAGAGACAAAGGAGACAUCCAAAAUAUGCAGUGCUGGUGGUCCUCCAGGAACGUGGUUGAGAAACACUAACCUAGAGAACAAAUCACCGUUGGCCAAUGGCCUACUUAAUUAGUCUAACUUGCCUAGUUAACAUAAUAACCUAGUUGUCUUUAAAUUGCACUGUAAGCUGAAUAUUAAUAUCUUGCAAAAUAACUAGUGGCACUGUCAAUGCGAAGACAGAAAUUAGUUAUGAAAAAUAUCAUGUUAAAAAAUCUUGGGGGUAAAAAAAAUUCUGACAAAUAAUUAAAAUAAUUUUGUCUUCAGCUGCACAUUAGCAUAGCCUGUAUUUUAAAAAUCUUAAUAGUAUUUGAUUGUAAAUCAUUCAUUUUCCUUCAGCUUAGUCCUUUAUUUACCAAGGGUCGCCACAGCGGAAUGAACCGCCGAUUUUAAAUCAAACGUGCAUUAGAUUAAUCAAGAAUGCCACUAAAAUCAUUCUGAAUGCAUUUGAUGUUACCACUAAAUCACUAUUUUUACUGCACGCGUGGGUUGUUUCACGUUAGUUUCAGGACUUACAGGGUGAGAAAUUGUGAAGUAUGUUUGUUUUUAUUAUGUCUGUAAAACUGGAAGUGAAAAUGACACAUCAUUCAUGUAGAGUCAUUAGCAGGUAAGUUCACAUUAUAAAGAGGAACAGUGAGUGGUUGUGUGAGCUUUUAUAAUCAUAGUUUGGAAAAUGCACUCAACUGGAUCUGAUUUAUGCGUUUAGGUUGUAAAAUUGGGUCUCGGAUAAUAAAAGUUACUCUUGAAAUCAAA
Molecule: messenger RNA, 4740 nt
Organism: Danio aesculapii
Lineage: Eukaryota; Metazoa; Chordata; Actinopteri; Cypriniformes; Danionidae
Gene: pld3
Product: phospholipase D family, member 3
Exons: 12
Coding region: 258-1727 (489 amino acids)
Molecular function (GO): catalytic activity
Source: RefSeq, a predicted model, not a curated record